AUGCGUCUCAUCAUCGUCGUUGCUCUUCUCGUCGCCGUAGUCGUCUCAUACCCCUAUGGUCCGACUCGUGCUCCAAAAGAAACCGACGGCUCAUUCGUCUCUAUCGAAACGCCGAAGUACCGUUCAUCCGGCAAUCGAGAAUUGAUGAUCACUCCGGAAUUGUUGGUGCAGCUUCGCAAUCAAUUCGCCAACAAUCGAGAAGCGCCGAGAUACCUCGAUGAGCCAGAUGUCGAGCAGCCACAAAACAACAAAAGGAAGAAGCAUGAACGAUAA
Caenorhabditis bovis is the source of this 273-nucleotide messenger RNA. The record is from the annotation of a GenBank genome assembly. NCBI's taxonomy places the organism in Eukaryota, Metazoa, Nematoda, Chromadorea, Rhabditida, Rhabditidae.